This is a messenger RNA of Fusarium graminearum PH-1, 1599 nucleotides long. RefSeq lists its product as uncharacterized. Gene Ontology annotation, molecular function: carbohydrate:proton symporter activity. Gene Ontology annotation, biological process: carbohydrate transport; transmembrane transport. The coding region runs from base 1 to 1599 and encodes 532 amino acids. Gene Ontology annotation, cellular component: membrane. The transcript is spliced from 2 exons. The record is from RefSeq and is a predicted model, not a curated record. Lineage: Eukaryota; Fungi; Ascomycota; Sordariomycetes; Hypocreales; Nectriaceae.
AUGGUUCACGUCGACAACGAAGAGGGGAUCCCCCAUUACUGGGGCAAGACCGGCAAGGGUCUCCAGAAACUCAUCACCAUUGUCGCUACCACUGACUUUCUUCUUUUCGGUUAUGAUCAAGGUGUCAUGUCCGGUAUCAUCUCCGCUCCUGCUUUCACAGAAGACUUCCCCCAGGUUCUCGACGAGACAUACGAGGGUUUCGUCGUCUCCAUCUACGCUGUCGGUUGCUUCCUCGGUGCUCUCUUCAUUCUCAACUUUGGUGACCGUCUCGGUCGUCGCAACUCCAUCUUCCUCGGUGCUAUCAUCAUGAUUGUCGGUGUCGUUAUCCAAAUCGCUGCUGUCCCCCCCAGCGGUGGUGCCACAGCCCAAUUCAUCAUCGGCAGAGCAAUCACUGGUAUCGGAAAUGGUAUCAACACCUCCACCAUCCCUACCUACCAGGCCGAGUGCAGUGAGUCUCACAACCGUGGAAAGCUCAUCUGCAUUGAGGGCGGUAACGUCGCCAUCGGAACGUUGAUCGCUUACUGGAUCGACUAUGGCUGUACCUAUGGCCCUCACGCCUUUGUCUGGCGAUUCCCCAUCGCUUUCCAGGUCGUCUUUGCUACCAUCGUUCUUGUUAUGAUGAUGAAGCUUCCCGAGUCUCCUCGUUGGCUCCUCACACACAAUCGUCGCGAAGAGGCUGAGACUAUUCUUGCUGGUCUCAACGGUACUCCCCGCAACUCCCCCGAGGUCAUGGCCCAGAUUGAGACCAUCGAGAAGGCCAUCGCUGCCACUGGUAACAAGGGUGGAAAGACUCCCUUCUCUGCUCUCUUCACUGGUGGAAAGACCCAGCACUUCCGACGUCUCAUUCUCGGUGCCUCUUCUCAGAUGAUGCAGCAGCUCUCCGGUUGCAACGCCGUCAUCUACUACUUCCCCAUUCUCUUCCAGAAGUCCAUCGGUACCGACCACAACAUGGCUCUCCUCCUCGGUGGUGUCAACAUGAUCAUCUACUCCAUCUUUGCCACUACCUCUUGGUUCGCCGUUGAGCGUGUCGGUCGCCGCAAACUCUUCCUCAUUGGAACCGUCGGCCAGUGUGCUUCCAUGAUUCUCACUUUCGGUGCUCUGAUCCCUGGUACCCCCGCUGCCGCCAAGGGAGCUGCUGUCGGUCUCUUCACCUACAUCGCCUUCUUCGGUGCUACCUGGCUGCCUCUCCCCUGGUUGUACCCCGCUGAGAUCAACCCUCUCAAGACCCGCGCAAAGGCUAACGCUACCUCCACCGUCUCCAACUGGCUCUGGAACUUCUUCAUCGUCAUGAUCACUCCCGUCAUGAUUCACGGAACCGGUACCUACGGUUGGGGCACCUACGCCUUCUUCGCUGGCAUGAACGCCAUCUUCUUCCCCAUCAUCUACUUCUUCUACCCCGAGACCUCUGGUCGCUCCCUCGAGGAGAUUGAUCUCAUCUUCGCCAAGGGUUACACUGAGAAGAUCAGCUAUGUCACCGCUGCCAAGCAGCUUCCUCGCAUGGCUGACCACGAGGUUGCCGACAAGGCCCGUGAGUACGGCUUCGGCAGUGACGACGAGAAGGCCGAGGCCUCUGAGCGUGAGAACGGUGUUGUUGUCUAA